AUGGUAAGCGAAAGGGAUGUGACGUUCUUCUUGGAAGGAAAAAAGAUACGGGUCAAAAUAGCCAUUAGGGUCUCGAUUGUCAAACAAAUGGGGGCGAUUAGGGUCUCUUUUGAAUCCAACGACGAAAAGCCUUUCAUGUCGCUGCGAUUUGGUUUAUCCUUAGUUCCAUUCUCCCUUACUCUCAAAACUGUUCCUCGGAUCUCUUUGCCAUACUGUGGAUAUGACUUGAUUUCCGCUUUGAAUGCAGUGCUACAUGUUUGUGUCCUAAAGUGGAUCGGCUCCUUCGACAGCAUUCUAGGUAGUGUCAUGUCCAUUGGUCAAGAUGAAGCUAAGACCACAAAACUAGAAGACAUUGGAACACUGCACUUAGUUUACAUUAUAACACAACAACACAAGCAAGAAAUCAAAAGAAACAAUCUCAAAUCACACUACAAACAAACAAAUAAAAACAAAACCAAAGCACUAUACACUAUAACAAAUUCACUCCAAACCAAAGCCUAUAGUGACCUCACAUUCAGAUCCUCCUCACCUCUUCUUCUUGUUAUUCCUGUUAUAAACCGGCACCUGAAUGAACCCAAACUUCUUCUUCUUCAUCUGGAAAAAAUACUGCCUUUUCUCCAAAACAUUCUCAUCUUCCUUGGCCUGCUCGUCACGAUGAUGCAGGAUUCCCCGACUCUGUUCCCUCAGCAUCUGGCUCAACGACACGUGUCCCCUCUCCGGACAAUAAUCCUCCGCGCGCCUCCCCACCACACCAUCGUCCUGCGGGCCCACCAUCCUCCGCACCCCCACCGCAGCCUCCGGUGGGCUCCUGUGGGCCCCCACCGAGUUCCGAAACUUGAACUUCAUUAA
Messenger RNA from Striga asiatica, 849 nucleotides. The record is from the annotation of a GenBank genome assembly. NCBI's taxonomy places the organism in Eukaryota, Viridiplantae, Streptophyta, Magnoliopsida, Lamiales, Orobanchaceae.